CCAGGUUAUCAUCGCGACUUUUCCCCAGCGGUCAUCUCAGCCACCUUGAGUCCCUUAUAAAGGAUUUGCCAUCAACCUCCAACUCAAGUCAAACAUGGUCAAUGCGAACGACGUUCGACAGGGACCCGUCGAUUCCCUCAUCAGCAAAGCCCAUGGCAGAAAUUACUGGGAGGGAGUGGAUGCAACAGUCAACGGAAUGCUUGGGGGCAUCCCGCACGUCACGAGGGUCGACCUCCGGGGCUCCCGCAACUUCCUAGCCAAGCUGGGCAUUGGAUCCAAGCCCGGACAACGCGUUGUAGGGAACGCGCUGGAAGGUGGGGCCGGCAUCGGACGAGUCACCGAAGGUCUCCUUCUCGACGGCAUCGCCGAGGAGGUCGACAUCAUAGAGCCCAUCGCCAAGUUCACCGCCAGCCUAGAAGGCAAGCCCGGCGUGAGAAGCAUCUUGAACAUGGGCCUCGAGGACUGGCAGCCUGAGGACGGCGUGCGGUACGAUCUGAUCUGGAUACAGUGGUGUGUCGGCCACUUGACCGACGCGCAGCUUGUCUCGUUUCUCGAGAGGUGCAGAACGGCUUUGAACCCCGACGGCGGGUGGAUUGUGGUCAAGGAAAACAACAGCACAGGUAGUGAGGAUGAGUUUGACGAUGUCGACAGCUCUGUCACACGAGCAGACCACUCCCUUCGACGCAUCUUUGAGGAAGCCGGCCUGCGUCUCAUGCAGGCUCAGAUCCAAAGAGGCUUCCACGCGAGCGGGGUGUCGCUCUUGCCCGUCCGGAUGUAUGCAUUGAAGCCAGCCCAGUGA
Molecule: messenger RNA, 799 nt
Organism: Parathielavia appendiculata
Lineage: Eukaryota; Fungi; Ascomycota; Sordariomycetes; Sordariales; Chaetomiaceae
Exons: 3
Coding region: 95-799 (234 amino acids)
Biological process (GO): N-terminal protein amino acid methylation
Cellular component (GO): cytoplasm
Molecular function (GO): N-terminal protein N-methyltransferase activity
Source: RefSeq, a predicted model, not a curated record